Molecule: messenger RNA, 303 nt
Organism: Trypanosoma rangeli
Lineage: Eukaryota; Euglenozoa; Kinetoplastea; Trypanosomatida; Trypanosomatidae
Exons: 1
Coding region: 1-303 (100 amino acids)
Source: RefSeq, a predicted model, not a curated record
AUGCUCCGCGUGCGCCUGCACGGCACCGACGGGCGGGCGAGGGCUGCUGGUGCGUGGCGGCGCGGUGAACGGAGGCGCACAGCCGGUGUGUGUGUGGGAAGGAAAGCAGCUCGCGGGGCUGGGUGGCGUGUGAGAGCAGCUGAAGGUGAAAUUAGUAUUGUUAUUACCUGCCUUUUUUGUUUUGUUUUGCUUCUCGUGGUCUUGCGGGCAUUUGUGAGGGCCAUGGGAACGCAUGCGUGGGUGUGCUCACGCGGGGCGUGCCGACACCUGCGCUUGGGCGGGCGGGGCGUGAACGAGGAAUGA